AUGGACAGAAAACAUGGGAAAUACAUAGUGAAUAUUGAACACUCUGGAAACCAGCCGGAGAGUAUUGGUGGCACCACUCGGCCAUUUCUGAGCACAAAAAACCAUGAAGCUCACAGUUCAGCAUGUCGGUUUCCAGCAUCAACUAAUGUAGCUAGUGAUAUUGGUACCAAUUUAACUAAUGUCUGCACCAAUACAGGGACCCUUGGAGACCCGGAAUUUCCAAACAGAGAAUUACAACAUUGUCAGGUGACACGAAAUUUCUUUAGUGACUGGUCUCUGUGGAAAAUCUUCCUGGUUUGUCUCUUAGCCUGUGUGAUAACAACAGCAAUUGGAGUACUCAUAGUGUCUUUGGUGUAUAAUGGGAAAAACAAUAAUGCCUCCAUUGUUAUCCACUUUCCCUCAAACCAUGAGACAACCUCAUCUGCAACUGAAACUAGUUCUGAGCCUAUAAUUCCCACUACCAUAACAAAUUCUACCACACCACCCACUUCAACUACCAUCACUACAACCACUGGUCGCCCUUCAACAGAAUCUACUAGUGCAGCAACCAGUGCUCAAACAGAAACCACAACAGCAGAAGGCAACACUUUAUCUGAAACCACUACAACAAUGACUUCAGGCACUACAACUGAGGCUACAACCAUAACCAUCACUACUGCUUCUAUAGCAUCUAGAACUACCACAAUAGCAGACAAAACUUCAGCUGAACCUACUGUCACCACAGCAGCCACCACCUCAGCAGAGCUACCUACCACAACUGCCAGAACUACCACAGAGGCUUCAACCGCAACAGCCACCAGUACUACUUCCACUGAAUCUUCAACCACCACAGCAGCUACCACAUCAGGCAAACCAACAGCCAAAACAACUUCUGGCACUACCUCUGAGGCUACCACCACAAUGGCCAUUGCUACAACUUCUACUGAACCUUCAACCACCACAGAAGCUACCACUUCAACUGAACCCACCACCACCACAGUAACCACCACGUUUACAGGGCCAACUACUGCAACCACUGCCAGCACUGCUACUGAAGCUACAACCACUAUUAUCAGUACUGCUUCGGCUCACUAUACAACUGCCACAGCAGCAGAAAGCACUUCAACUGAAGCUAUAACCAGCACAGCAGCCACCACUGCAGCAGGACCACCUACCACACCUGCCAGCACCACCACUGUGGCUAUCACUACAACAGCCACCACGACAGCUUCUACUGUACCAACAGCCACCACAACAGCUACCAUUUCAACUGAACCAACUAUCUCAACCACUGCUAGCACGACUGAGGCUACAACCAGAUCUUACACCACUACUGCUUCUAUUGAACCUACAACCACCACAGCAAUAGCUACCACUUCAACUGAAUCUACAACCAAAGCAGCAACCACAACUACUGUCAGCACUACCACUGAGGAUACAACCAUACCUGACACCACUAUUGCUUCUACUGAACCUAUAGCCACCACAGCAAUAGUUACCACUUCAACCAAACCUACAACAGAAGCAACAACCACAACUACAGCCAGCACUACCAGUGAGGCUACAACCACAUCUGUCACCACUACUGCUUCUACUGAACCUACAACCACAAGAGCAACAGAUACCACUUCAACUGAAUCUACAACUGAAACAACAACCACAACUACUGCCAGCACUACCACUGAGGCUACAACCAUAUCUGACACCACUGCUGCUUCCACUGAACCUAUAACCACCACAGCAACACAUACCUCUUCAACUGAACCUACAACUGAGGCAACAACUGCAACUACUGCCAGUACAACCACCAAGUCUACCACCACAACAGCCACCACUACAACUUCUACUGAACCUGCAAUCACAACAACAGCCACCUCGUCAAGUGCACCAGCUGCCACCACAACUUCUACCACUACCCCUGAGGCUACAACCACGUCAGACACCACUACUAUUUCUGCAGAACCUAUGACCACCACAGCAAAAGAUACUACUUCAACUGAACUUACAACCACAACAGCAGCCCCCACUACAACUGAAAUGACUACCACAACAACUGCUAGCAGUACCCCUGUGACUACAACCACACAGGUCACCAAUACCACUUCUACCACAUCUGCAACUACAAUGGCAACAGAAACCACUGCAAGUGAACCAACUACCACAAACACUGCCAGCACUGCCACUGAGUCUACAACCAUUUCUGACACCACUACUGCUUCUACUGAACCUAUAGCCACCACAGCAAUAGUUACUACUUCAACCGAAGCUACAACAGAAGCAACAACCACAACUACAGCCAGCACUACCAGUGAGGCUACAACCACAUCUAUCACCACUACUGCUUCUACUGAAUCUACAACCACAAGAGCAACAGAUAGCACUUCAACUGAACCUACAACUGAAACAACAACCACAACUACUGCCAGCACUACCACUAAGGCGACAACCACACCGGCCACCAGUACCACUUCCACCACAUCUACAACCACCAUGGCAGCAGAAACCACUUCAAGUGAACCAACUACCCCAAACACUUCCAGCACUACUGAGGCUACAACCAUAUCUGACACCACUGCUGCUUCCACUGAACCUAUAACCACCACAGCAACACAUAUCUCUUCAACUGAACCUACAACUGAAGCAACAACUACAACUACUGACAAUACGACCACCAAGUCUACCACCACGACAGCCACCACUACAACUUCUACUGAACCUGCAGUCAUAACAACAGCCACCUCGUCAAGUGCACCAGCUGCCACCACAACUUCUACCACUACCCCUGAGGCUACAACCACGUCAGACACCACUAGUGUUUCUGCAGAUCCUAUGACCACCACAGCAACCGAUACUACUUCAACUGAACUUACAACCACAACAGCAGCCCCCACUACAACUGAAAUGACUACCACAACAACUGCUAGCAGUACCCCUGUGACUACAACCACACAGGUCACCAAUACCACUUCUACCACAUCUGCAACUACAAUGGCAACAGAAACCACUGCAAGUGAACCAACUACCACAAACACUGCCAGCACUGCCACUGAGUCUACAACCAUUUCUGACACCCCUACUGCUUCUACUGAACCUAUAGCCACCACAGCAAUAGUUACUACUUCAACCGAAGCUACAACAGAAGCAACAACCACAACUACAGCCAGCACUACCACUGAGACUACAACCACAUCUAUCACCACUACUGCUUCUACUGGAACUACAACCACAAGAGCAACAGAUACCACUUCAACUGAACCUACAACUGAAACAACAACCACAACUACUGCCAGCACUACCACUGAGGCUACAACCACACCGGCCACCAGUACCACUUCCACCACAUCUACAACCACCAUGGCAGGAGAAACCACUUCAAGUGAACCAACUACCCCAAACACUUCCAGCACUACUGAGGAUACAACCAUAUCUGACACCUCUGCUGCUUCCACUGAACCUAUAACCACCACAGCAACACAUAUCUCUUCAACUGAACCUACAACUGAAGCAACAACUGCAACUACUGACAGUACAACCACCAAGUCUACCACCACAACAGCCACCACUACAACUUCUACUGAACCUGCAAUCACAACAACAGCCACCUCGUCAAGUGCACCAGCUGCCACCACAACUUCUACCACUACCCCUGAGGCUACAACCACGUCAGACACCACUACUAUUUCUGCAGAGCCUAUGACCACCACAACAACCGAUACUACUUCAACUGAACCUACAACCACAACAGCAGCCCCCACUACAACUGAAAUGACUACCACAACAACUGCUAGCAGUACCCCUGUGACUACAACCACACAGGCCACCAGUACCACUUCUACCACAUCUGCAACUACGAUGGCAACAGAAAUCACUGCAAGUGAACCAAUUACCACAAACACUGCCAGCACUGCCACUGAGUCUACAACCAUUUCUGACACCACUAUUGCUUCUACUGAACCUAUAACCAUCACAGCAAUAGCUACCACUUCAACCAAACCUACAAUUGAUGCAACCACCACAACUACUGCCGGCACUACCACUGAGGCUACAACCACAAUAGCCACCACCACUGCUUCUACCAAAUCUACAACUACCACAGUAGCAGACACUACUUCAGCUGAGCCUACUACCACUACAUCUGCCACCACAUCAACUGAACUACCUACCACAACUGCCAGCAGUACCACUGUGGCUAUCACUAUAACAGCCACCACGAUGGCUUCUACUGGACCAACAGCCACCACAGCAGCUAUCACUUCAACUGAACCAACUAUCUCAACCACUGCCAGUACUACUGAGGCUACAACAACCACUAUCUCUACUGCUUCUACUGAAUCUACAGCCACCACAUCAGUAGAAACCACUUCAAGUGAACAUACAACUGAAGCAACAACCACAACUACUGGCAGCACUACCACUGCGGCUAUCACUACAAUGGCCACCAUGACGGGUACUACUGGACCAACAGCUACCACAACAAUUACCACUUCAACUGAACCAACUGCCCUAACCACUGCCAGCACUGCUGAGGCUACAACCAUAUCUGACACCACUGCUGCUUCCACUGAACCUAUAACCACCACAGCAACACAUACCUCUUCAACUGAACCUACAACUGAAGCAACAACCACAACUACAGCCAGCACUACCAGUGAGGCUACAACCACAUCUGUCACCACUACUGCUUCUACUGGAACUACAACCACAAGAGCAACAGAUACCACUUCAACUGAACCUAUAACUGAAACAACCACAACUACUGCCAGCACUACCACUGAGGCUACAACCACACCGGCCACCAGUACCACUUCCACCACAUCUACAACCACCAUGGCAGCAGAAACCACUUCAAGUGAACCAACUACCCCAAACACUUCCAGCACUACUGAGGCUACAACCAUAUCUGACACCACUGCUGCUUCCACUGAACCUAUAACCACCACAGCAACACAUACCUCUUCAACUGAACCUACAACUGAAGCAAUAACCACAACUACAGCCAGCACUACCAGUGAGGCUACAACCACAUCUGUCACCACUACUGCUUCUACUGAACCUACAACCACAAGAGCAACAGAUACCACUUCAACUGAACCUAUAACUGAAACAACCACAACUACUGCCAGCACUACCACUGAGGCUACAACCACAACAGCCACCACUACAACUUCUACUGAACCUGCUGUCACAACAACAGCCACCUCGUCAAGUGCACCAGCUGCCACCACAACUUCUACCACUACCUCUGAGGCUACUAACACGUCAGAUACCACUACUGUUUCUGCAGAACCUAUGACCACCACAGCAACCGAUACUACUUCAACUGAACUUACAACCACAACAGCAGCCCCCACUACAACUGAAAUGAUUACCAAAACAACUGCUAGCAGUACCUCUGUGGCUACAACCACAGAGACCCCCAGUACCACUUCCACCACAUCUACAACCACCAUGGCAGGAGAAACCACUUCAAGUGAACCAACUACCUCAAACACUUCCAGCACUACUGAGGCGACAACCAUAUCUGACACCACUUCUGCUUCCACUGAACCUAUAACCACCACAGCAACACAUACCUCUUCAACUGAACCUACAACUGAAGCAAUAACCACAACUACAGCCAGCACUACCACUGAGUCUACCACCACAACAGCCACCACUACAACUUCUACUGAACCUGCUGUCACAACAACAGCCACCUCGUCAAGUGCACCAGCUGCCACCACAACUUCUACCACUACCCCUGAGGCUACUAACACGUCAGAUACCACUACUGUUUCUGCAGAACCUAUGACCACCACAGCAACCGAUACUACUUCAACUGAACUUACAACCACAACAGCAGCCCCCACUACAACUGAAAUGAUUACCAAAACAACUGCUAGCAGUACCUCUGUGGCUACAACCACAGAGACCCCCAGUACCACUUCUACCACACCUGCAACCACGAUGGCAACAGAAACCACUGCAAGUGAACCAACUACCACAAACACGGCCACUACUGCCACUGAGUCUACAACCAUGUCUGACACCACUACUGCUUCUACUGAACCUAUAGCCACCACAGCAAUAGUUACCACUUCAACCGAACCUACAACAGAAGCAACAACCACAACUACAGCCAGCACUACCAGUGAGGCUACAACCACAUCUAUCACCACUACUGCUUCUACUGAACCUACAACCACAAGAGCAACAGAUACCACUUCAGCUGAACCUACUACCUCUACAUCUGCCACCACAUCAAUAGAACCACCUACCACAACUGUCAGCAGUACCACUGCAGCUAUCACUACAAUAGCCACCACAACAGCUACCACUUCAACUGAACCAACUAUCUCAACCACUGCCAGCACUACUGAGGCUACAACCACCAGUACUUCUAUUGCUUCUACUGAAUCUACAACUGCCACAUCAGCAGAAACCACUUCAGCUGAAGCUACAACCAGCACAGCUGCCACUACCUCAAUAGGACCAACUACCAGUACUGCCAGUGCUACCACUGAGGCUACAACCACAUAUGUCACCACUACUGCUUCUACUGAACCUACAACUGAAGCAACAACCACAACUACUGCCAGUACGACCACCGAGUCUACCACCACAACAGCCACCACUACAACUUCUACUGAACCUGCAAUCACAACAACAGCUACCUCGUCAAGUGCACCAGCUGCCACCACAACUACCCCUGAGACUACAACCACGUCAGACACCACUACUGUUUCUGCAGAGCCUAUGACCACCACAGCAACCGAUACUACUUCAACUGAACCUACAACCACAACAGCAGCCCCUACUACAACUGAAACAACUACCACAACAACUGCUAGCAGUACCCCUGUGGCUACAGCCACAGAGGCCACCAGUACCACUUCUACCACAUCUGCAACUACGAUGGCAACAGAAAUCACUUCAAAUAAACCAACUACCACAAACACUGCCAGCACUGCCACUGAGUCUACAACCAUAUCUUACACCACUACUGUUUCUACUGAACCUACAACCACCACUUCAAUACCUACCACUUCAACUGAACCUACAACUGAAGCAACCACCACAACUACUGCCAGCACCAUCACUGAGGCUACAACCACAAUAGCCACUACCACCAUUUCUACCGAAUCUACAACCACCACAGUAGCAGACACCACUUCAGCUGAGCCUACUACCACUACAUCUGCCACCACAUCAAUAGAACCACCUACCACAACUGUCAGCAGUGCCACUGCAGCUAUCACUACAACAGCCACCACUACAGCUACUACUUCAACUGAACCAACUAUCUCAACCACUGCCAGCACUACUGAGGCUACAACCUCCAGUAUUUCUACUGCUUCUACUGAAUCUACAACUGCCACAUCAGCAGAAACCAUUUCAACUGAAGCUACAACCAGCACAGCUGCCACUACUUCAACAGGACCAACUACCAGUACUGCCAGUGCUACCACUGAGGCUACAACCACAACAGCCACGACUACAACUUCUACUGAACCUGCAACCACAACAACAGCCACCUCAUCAAGUGCACCAGUUGCCACCACAGCGCCCAGCACUACCCCUGAGGCUACAACCACAUCAGAUACCACUGUUUCUGCAGAACCUAUGACCACCACAACAAUUGAUACUUCAUCUAGACCUACAACCACAACUGCAGCCCCCACUACAACUAAAACGACUACCACAACUACUGUUGGCAGUACCCCUGCAGCUACAACCACACAGUCCACCAGUACCACUUCUACCACAUCUGCAACCAUGAUGGCAACAGAAACCACUGCAAGUGAACCAACUACCACAAACACUGCCAGCACUGCUACUGAGUCUACAACCAUUUCUGACACCACUAUUGCUUCUACUGAACCUAUAACCAGUGAGGCUACAACCACAGCAGCUACCGGUACUGCCUCCAUUCCAUCUACAACCACUUUAUCAGCAGAAACCACUUCAAGUAAACCAACUACCACACCUACUGCCAGCACUUCUAUUGAGGCUACAAACACAGCAGCCACCAGUCAGUCUUCUACUGAACCUGCUACCACCAUUUCAAGUUAAUCAACUGCCACAAUAAUUUCCAGUGCUAUCUGUAAGACAGCAACCAUGUGGGACAACACCACUGCUUCUACUAAACCUAUAUUCACCACAGUCACUGAUAUCAUUUCAAAUAAACCCACCACCACAGCAGCAGCUCCACUUCAACAGAACAGAUUUCCACAACUGCUGCCAGCGCUACCCCUGUGGCCAUAAUCACAAUUACCACUAGCUCCUCUAUUGAACUUAUAAUCACCACAGCAGGCACCUACCACAACAGCUACCCACACUACUACUCAGACCCAAUGGUUACUACUACUUCUAUCUAAUCUACAACCGCUGUGCAGCCACCACCUUGUCACAAGUAUGAAUGCCAUCUUUUAAUUUGAACCUACUGCCAUAACUGCAGGCAUUGUGCCUUCAUCGAAAUUGCACUACAAGUACAAUUAUAUUUUCUAUUGCACCUAUAGAUAUGAGUUGCAUAUUUACUGGGCCUGUGAUCACAAUAACUUCUACUGAAUCUACUGUUAUAGCUUAUAGUACCAUUUCAACUUUUUCUUAUCCAUUCUGACAACCCCUGUCACUCCAGCUUAAGGUACAACUAUAAACCAUUCAACAAAUUCAACUCAAAUUUGAAAAAUUUCCAUUUAAAUGAAUGUGUAAUUAGCAUCAGUUUAACAGAAUCUCCAGACACCAAUACUUGUUCUUCAACUGAAUGUACGUUGCCCACAGUAAGUAUAUGAAUCUAGUGACUCAAUUAGUGACUGAAUCUAGUUUGCUUUCUGAUUCAACUAAAACAUCAUUUCCUACCUCCACUGCCACACCUCAAUAAGAAUAAAAUCAACACAGAUGCUAACCCCACUGACUUUACAGACACAAUAGCAUGACUUCAGCUGAAUUUAUAAUCUCCAUAACCAAUAUUACCUGUUAAUAGAAAAUUAUCAUCACCUUCUAAGUAACCUAUUACAGUGCAAUUAGCAAUUUCACUGCCCCUUCAAAUGAGUGUAUAGUGUGACAACAUUAACAAAAUAUGCUAGUACUGUAACUUUUCAUAUUUCACAGUAGGUACCACCACAUUUAUUGUUCACACAGUCAUGCUACCAUUUCCAUGCACCAUCAUUUCUACUGUACUUACUACUACAAUAUCUAUCACUAAACCCUUCACCUGAAUUUAUAAGCACUGUAACUUCUGUUGACAUGUUAUUCAAAGCCAUCCAUUACUUAUUCAUCUGAACCAAACACUGCCUCUAUUAAUAGUAAAUACAGUAGAUCACAUCAUCACUCCCACUUGACAGAAAUGGCAAAUUCAUAAUGGCCUUUUAAUCGCAGCUGUAGUUAAGAUGCUUGCAAAUUAAAUCUUAACAUCCACUGUCAUUACUUCCAUACCAGAACCUAUAUCUACUAUUGGUAACUAUAGAUUCCAUAGCCAUCAACCACCAACAUAUAACUACAAAUAACUGCUCUAAAAUAGGAUUUACUUAAUGACCAAUUCAACUGUCAUCAUAAUGAUAAUGAGUUUCACCCCUAAAACAGCAUUAAGAUUUAACAAUAACAUUAAUUUGACCUAACCAUUUAAUAUGAAGAGUCUCUAGUUUGUGAAGUUUUAAAUAGUACAAUUUUCAUACAAAAUAAAUCCAAUCUAUUUAUUUAUGUUGGAAACUUGUUAUGUUUCAAUAAAAUGUUACCAGUGAAAUAUGAAUACAGUCAUUUAUUAUUCUAAAGUUUUAGUCUUUAAUAUACAAAUUCCAUAUGUAAUAGGAAAUGGAUAUUCUAUUUGGUGAGAGUAUGUGAAAGAUGUGUAUGUAUUACCACAAUUUUUAAAGAUUGUGUAAAUUUAUUUUUAGUCCAUUUUCUCUUUAAAUUAUUUUAAUUUAAGUAAUAUUUAUAGGUGUGUUAUUUUCAAUUUAAUAAACUUGUUUUCUAUUGAUCUUAAAAAUCAACUCAAUUAAAUAUGUUGAGUAAAUAUUUACUUGUGCCUGCUAUCUGCUGAAAUAGUAGAGACUAUUCAGAAAAAGAAACUAGCAAUGGAGAUAGUAAUAAACUUACCAAUUUCUAUUAUUUAGAAUUCUUGACAAUUGACAAGUUUAAGUUAGUGUUAACUUACAUGGUAGGUACUUGUCUUCCACUGAAGUGGAAAGCAGUCCCAGUGAAUCAGAAUCAUUGAGGAUGAGCCAUAAAUCUAUAUUUUUCAAAAAGUAUGCAGAUGGGACUGAUAACCAGUAGUUGAAGCAGUAAACCCACGUGGGCAUUGUGACUUGUUACAUCUCUUGGAUGGGGUUAAUGAGGUUGAUAGAAAUCAGAAAAUAUUUUUUUUAAGCAUUAACAAAAGUCAGUUGCCAUAUGUUGGUGUUAAUUGUACCUGUAAACAAAGAAUGGCUGUAUAGUGUGUAGGCACAUGAGCACAUGGUUGGGAGUCAGCAGGAAGUGCUCUUCUUACUCAAAAGGAAACAUGUAUUUUCAGCAACUUAAAACAAAUAU
Molecule: messenger RNA, 10485 nt
Organism: Myotis myotis
Lineage: Eukaryota; Metazoa; Chordata; Mammalia; Chiroptera; Vespertilionidae
Product: mucin-2-like
Exons: 3
Coding region: 1-8031 (2676 amino acids)
Biological process (GO): activation of protein kinase B activity
Cellular component (GO): plasma membrane; Golgi apparatus
Source: RefSeq, a predicted model, not a curated record